AUGAUUCACGAAACGAGCAUAUACCAAAUAUUUUACUGCAGGACUCGCAACAUCGACCUUGAUGCGAUCGACCCGCAGAUACUCAAGGAGUAUGCUGAACGAAGACUCAGAGAACGCACGCAGAACUCGACUACAUUGGACACAGGCGAGGACCAGAUUUCUGAAUUUUCUAUGAGUGAUUAUAUAAGAACAAUGUCAUUACCUGAUGUUCACCCCUUUGGAGGGAAACCUCAUGAGUGUUUCAAAAGGUUUCUAUCAUCAUUUGAAAUUAAGUACCCAAGGAACAAAUGGAAAGAUUCAAGUCGUUUACAAUUAUUUCAAAGCUUUUUGCGUAGAGACGCGCUCACUAUGUUCGAAACCUUGCCAAGAGAAGUUCGUGAAGGUUCAUUCGACGAUGCUAUUGAGGCAAUGAAAAAGCGCAUGCGAGUUGAUGGGAACAGUGAGAGAAGAAAGCUAGCGAUAAGAGAUGGGCAAACAGUUGCAGAAUUUUGUCUGGUGUUAGAACGCCUAUCAAACAAAGCCUACCCAGAUGUACCACCUGAUGUGACCGCGCUGCAAAAAGCAGAAAUUUUACGUAGGCAACUUGCAAAUUGGGCUGGUAGCUACUGCCUGACAGAAGCCUUGGAGACCAGCACAACAGCAGAAGUCUACGAAAAAGUAAAAGAAACCGCUCUUCGUUUAGAAAGAAGCAUCAAAACGGCAGAGGAGUGUAGAACCCCUGCUAGAAUCAAGCCUACAUAUCGGAGUCAAGUGAGGUGGGAACAGCGCAGUGAUGAACCCAGACCUCCUCUAUUGCCCACUAGAGCGGAAGCAGAUAAAAACAAAGCACAAGGAAACUCACGUAAAGAGAAAAGAAAUAGUCAACACAACAAGACUAUAUCGGGAAAAGAUUCGCAUCCAUGCUUCAACUGUGGUAAACCUGGCCAUUUCGCUCGGGAUUGCCGCUCUCCAGUGGAGCAGAAAAAAUCGUAUUCUUCAUCAGAAGAGGCUAAAAAAGCUGCAGGAGCCUACGCGUCCGUUGUUGAUAAGUGGAUCUGCACAACGGAAACGAAGACCGACAUAGAUAUAAACGAAUACUUCGGCAAAAGAUCAGUGGCCACCAUAACUAUCUUCGGAAUGAAAACAGAUGCACUACUGGACACGGGAUCACAGUCAACGAUAAUCCCUGUGAAACUGCUCAAAAAAGCAAUAGAGUCAGGGAUAAAUCUCGAUGUUUAUGUGGAAAGACUACCGUUUCUGGAAGUGAAAAUGAAAGACGCAUCAGGCAAUCAAAUGACGUUCUUGGACUUAAUCAGAGUCUCGAUAACACUCAAUGGAAUGGAAGAAUCAAUCCCAGCUUACGUGGGAAGGACCAUGGAUGACACAGUAAUUCUGGGAACCAACGCAUUAGAGCGUUUCAAGAUCAAACUAGUGCAAGAAGUGGGCGUGGAAAAGCCACAAAAGAUACGUAACCCUGAAACUCGCAGUAAAACUGAAAGGGAUGGAGUGAAAGCCGAAGUUAUACAGAGAACGUUCAUACCUCCAGGAGCGACAAAGUUUAUAGAUGUGUCUUGCGCUCACAUUGACCACUCAGCAACAUCAGUCCUGGUUUCGCACCAUCCUCUCAUAUCGGAUGGCAUAUGUAGCAUCAAUAACAAAGAAACAGCCAUACCAAUAACCAACAACACAACACAAGGCGUAGUGCUUCGGAAAGGAGAAGUUGUUGGAGAGUGGAAAAAUGAGGAGUGGAUCAAACCCAAACAUUUCGAGCCAGAUAGGGACAUGUUAGACAUGAAUAAGCCUAGCAAAAAGGAUUUGCAAAACAAUCGGCUUCCGAAGACUUACUGGAGAUACUCAGAGAAAAGUCAAAGCUCACGGAUGAAGCACGAUGUAUUCGCCGUUACAGAUUCGGAGUUAACGCAGACCGACCUAGUGGUCCAUGAUAUAGACACUGGGGAUCACAAGCCUAUAAAGCAGAAGACAAGACCAGUGCCAUUCGCUGCGCGCAAAGAAUUCAGAGGACUGCUAAAAGACCUUGUGAACCGUGGCAUAGUAGAGCAAAGCUGCUCCGAAUGGGCUUCUCCCGUUGUACUGGUUAAGAAAAAGGAUGGCUCCUUAAGAAUCUGUAUCGAUUACAGGGAGUUGAACAAGAUCACUCGACAAGAUUCUUAUCCGCUGCCGAAAAUUGACACAGUGCUGCAGUGUUUGAGCGGAAAGAAGGUAUUCUCCACAAUGGAUUUAGCCUCAGGCUAUUGGCAAAUCCGUCUCUCCGAGGAAGCGAAACUUAAAAGUGCCUUCACAACAAGGCCACGCUCGAUGGCGAUGGUAAGCAAUGAACCACUUGGGUUCUUUUUCCGGUGCCCUGGCAGAGUUCAUAGUCGAGACGGUACUCCUAGCAAUUUCAAUUGUUCGAUUCGAGAAAAGCGCUUCAAAGAUGUGAUUCCAGAAGCAGCAGAAACCAUUGGCGAAAUCCGCUUUGAUACGAUUUUUAGUUUAGCUCGUCUCAUUUCAAUUUACGAAAGUGAACGCAAUGACGAUAGUAGACGCUUUUUGAUGACUGAUUCUAAGUUUCCAUUCAUAACUGCCACAGGAUCUCAAAAAGCAUUCACAUUCUAUAAGCAUUGUUGUGAUCAUGUGUUCCGUAGCUUGGCAUUGCAUGAUGGAUCUCUCCUUAGCUUACCCCACGAUGGCGGUACGGGUUUUCCAAUAAAUCAACUCAACGAUCUCAACAACGAAGGAGUAAAAUUCGCCAAGAUGAAUUCGUGGAAGGAAAUCGUUGCGAAACGCAACGACAACAUACGACAUUAUUGCUGUUACCGGAUGGAUUCAGAAACCCGCAGCACAACGUCGAAAGAAAAGUAUACUACAAGUUCUAUGAAGUCAGCGGAUUCUUGGAAACAAGUGUCUGCGAAUACUUGUAUUGUAGUGGGUCCAACACUGGAUGUCACUCCGCCAAAGAAAGAGUGGUGUAGAUUCGCCUCAGCUUUAGCCGCAGCGGCUCGCAAUGGAACCAGAGUUAUCGUCCUGGCGCCACCACGUGGAGACGCGGCUUACGCUCAGAAUAGAAUCGAAAUGAACCAGGCCGUGGAUCUCGCAAAGAAGUCAGCCGCUUUGAUGUCACGUAACAUCACAAGCCUGAUUCCAGUAAUUGAAAGCGGCACUGAGCCAUCACACGGACCCGCAGCACACCCGAGGAGAGGCAGCCUUGAAGCAUAUUCGACAGAAACAAUGUCUCGAGUACCUGGAGGCCAUGAUAGAAUACAUAAAAUCAGAAGUGCAACUUCCCAAGUUAUUCGAAAAAACGAUGAGAUCAGCAAGAGCCGACAGGGUGCGCAAGAUAUUUCGAGGAAAAGAAAGAGAAACGCAAACACGAAGGAUAUCAUCAUCGUGCAUUCAGGAAUUUCAACCAGUACCGUCCCGGAACCGCACAACCAUAUACGAGGACAUCAGCGACGUUCACCUUCCCAACCAGAGGACACCGAUUUCGACGUGGAAGAGGAUCCCACUGACCCAGUCAAGCUCCGAAGCGUCGAGGACGCCGCUUCACCCGGCGGGGAAGAUAUCACGUUAUUACCCAUUUUCACAUGCCUUCUGAUUGAUCGCCUUCUGAUUGAACUGAACGCUGAUCGUGUUCGGUGCCAACAU
Ostertagia ostertagi is the source of this 3624-nucleotide messenger RNA. The record is from the annotation of a GenBank genome assembly. Lineage: Eukaryota; Metazoa; Nematoda; Chromadorea; Rhabditida; Trichostrongylidae.